This is a messenger RNA of Poecilia reticulata (guppy), 2598 nucleotides long. RefSeq names its product transmembrane protein 182a (gene tmem182a). Gene Ontology annotation, cellular component: membrane. NCBI's taxonomy places the organism in Eukaryota, Metazoa, Chordata, Actinopteri, Cyprinodontiformes, Poeciliidae. The record is from RefSeq and is a predicted model, not a curated record.
CCAAAUGCUCCACGCAUUCAGCUCCACACCGGAGAGGAGCAGCCACCUUCAACCAGACAUCAAAAAUAGCCCGGGGGCAGGGAGGGGACUGGGCUGGAGGAUCCAAAAGAAUCAUGUGGACAACUUUAUCCUCCCAUAACACAGAAACAGAUAGCAAGGAGGACUGAAGAUCCAGUAACCCAAUGAUACACAACCGAAUAGGGUAGAAACCCACCAAAUCAGAGGAUCUGAAUCUCUGUUCAAGGAAACCAAGUGUGUGAAUAGGAGCCGAUUCUGGAAUAUGAAGCUCAGCGUGGCAUUGUGUUUUGCUGGGGUGUUUGGGGCUUUGGCAGCAGCAUUUAUCUUCCUUUCUUUUGGAACCGAUUACUGGCUUUUAGCCUCAGAAACCUGCGACCCAGAAAAUAAGGAAUCCAAAGACAGUCUGACAAUUACGCUAGCCGUUGAUGUGGUGCACGACCAAAGCGGCAAGAUUGUCUCAUUCCAUUAUGGUUUCUUCUGGAUUUGCUUUUCUGGACUCCCUCCAGAUGCUUUUCUCAACCACACGGGGACAAUAUCGUCCUGGGAAAAGUCUUCCGCAAAACUCUGCUACCCUGGCUACCUGUUCCCGUUCCCAGAGCCAGGGCCUACCAACAGUACAACAAAAGACAAUACAGCUAUCAUCUACGGAGGUUUCUGGAGGAUCUUCAUGCUCAUAAGUGUGGCAGCGGUAACUCUCGGAGGGUUCCUCAUCAUCUGUGCAGCUCCGUUUGCGAGCCACUGCUUGUACAAAGCAGGGGGCGGCCUCUUCCUGACGUCUGGUUUUUUCAUGCUGUGUGCCGUGGUGAUGCAUGUGGUGUGGCUUCAGGUCCUGGAUGUGGUCCAAACCUUCAUCAACGAACAGCGAGCUACCCAUUGUCCAGACUUCACACUGAACCUCAGCUAUGGUCUGUCCUUCGUGUUUGCCCCCAUCGGGAUCUUCUUCGCCCUCUUGGCGGGCCUUCUGUUCCUGCUCAUCGGUCGAACUGUAAAGAUCCACCACUGAUUGAAAAGUUUUCUCUUUACACGCUCGUCUGAUUCUGUGUCAUCGGGACGCUGUGGAUUCUCUCUCUCCUCUGUGGUUUCAAUGAUCUGACAAGCUUGAACAUUUUGGUGUGAGACACUUGUUUGGUUUUCUUGUGCAGUUUUGAUAAAUGGUAGCCUGAGAAACAGUGCGAUGAAAACAUAUUUAUACCCCUUUUACUUUUUCCAUUUUUGCUUUUUUAAAUUGAUCAACACAAAGCAGUACAUAAGUGUGAAGAGGGAGAAAAAGAAUAACACUUUUACAGUAUGGUGUGCAUUGUUUACUCACCCCCAUUUACUCUGUUGCCAAUUAGUGAAGUCCAGAUGAGGCAGCUGUCUUGGAAAGCCACUCGAUUAGAAAAUGUAGCCAACGUUUGAGUUACUUGAUCUGAGCCAAAAUCCAGCUGUUAUGCGAAGGCCUCAGAGGUUUCUUAGAGAACAUUAGAGAACAAUAAACUUUAAGAUAAAAAAAGGGAAACUUUUGAUCUCAGGAUGUGUAAAGCUUGCAGAGACAUACUCCAAAAAAUGAACUUCAUUAACGCCCCCCAAAAAUAAAUUAGAUUCUGGUGUAAAUUUCAUUGUCCACGUUUCUUUGAAUAUGUAGAAGGUUUUUAUCUGUGGGUAGGAAUAUUCUUAUUCAGCGGGUUUUAAUUUAACAAAAGGGAAUUCUACAAAGUAUUGAUUUCCAGAGGCUGAAUAUAAAAGCAUGACAUUAUUCUUGGAUUUUUUUUUUAUUUUAGGAAAUGUUGAUAAUCUUGAUGAUCAUCAAUGUUAUCUAAUGCAUUUUGUUGAUCAUAUAAAAUCCCAACAUUUUUGUCAGGCUUGUGCAUUAGGGGUUGUAAAUACAUUUUCUCAAGGUUCUGUAUUUUUUAGGUCACUUUGUAAAAAUUGUGUUUUUUUUAUUUUAUUUUGUUGAACAAUGCUUAUUUUUAUUUUUUUAUUUUAUUUUAUAUAUUUUUUUGCUUUAGCACAAGAAGUUGAAGGGGUACAUUUCUAUACAAAUUCUAAUUUUUCCACAUCAUGAGUCCAAAAACCGGGUACAGGAUUGUCCCUGUGGUACAUUUUUCAAGCUGUACAUUCACAACAAUGGAAGCAACAAUAUCUAUAUUAGUUUUAGUCAAAUCUGUGUGUACAGCAGAGUGGCUCAUGCAUGACGCUAAGUAUUAGGCCACAGUUGUAAGUAUAAAGGCUUCAGUUUCAUUGGUGCAAUGUCGGAGCUUUAUCCACAGACAUAUAUGCAACUUUUUAAAAUAUGAUUAUUGCUGUUUUAGUCAAAGUUUGUUGCAGUGAGAAUGCUUUGAUGUUAUGCAAUAUAGCAAAGUGUUUUCAAGCUAUCGCGCUCACAGUUUCAUCAUUUUCUAAGAGAUAUCAGAUUGAUAACGAAGAUAAAACUGUAGAAUAUCCUGGUGACGUCAUUCUGAUGUGAUGAUGUCACUUACUGGUCAAGUUGGUUCAUGUCUGAAGCAGCAGUUUUAUGUUGGUGCUUUUACACUGUUUGCUGUAAAUGAUUUUAUCACAACUGCAAUAAAUAUUAAACUGUUUGUGCUCUUUGACUGUGAA